AUGCGUCUCGCUACACCCCUGGUGCUCAUUGCACUCGUUGCUGCCGCGGGUGGGGUUUCUGACAUCACCGACGAAGUAGUCAACCGCGAUGUGGUUGUAGUAGGGGGUGGCGCCUCAGGAGCACACGCAGCGGUCAAGCUGCGCGACAUGGGAAAGACUAUCAUGCUGGUCGAGAAGAGAGAUAGACUUGGCGGGCUCACCGAGACCUGCCUUGUCUCUGUAUUCCCUCUCGUGACAACUACCAAGUACGUGGACUUUACAACUGGCCGGGCCCUGGACAACUACACCGCCCCCACAAGUGCCGAAGCGCUUGCUGCUCUCAAAACGUAUCAUGGACUGUGCAAGCGAUACGAGCAACUGCUGUUGCCGGGCUACUUUGAUUUCCCGCUGCCGGGUGAAAUUCCCGAGGACUUUACUCUUUUGUUCAGAGACUUCGUGGCCAGGUACAACAUCUCGGCCGCCGUACCGCGACUCUUUCAGCUGACUGGCGUGGGUCUUGGCGACAUGAUGAAUAUUCCCACAAUGUACGUGAUGCAGGGCAAAGGAGCACCCUUGACGGGCGUAUUAUUUGGAGAGACCAGCAACGUGGUCCCGGUGUCAGGGGACAAUCACGAGCUGUACCGGAAGAUCGGCGAUCUGCUCGGCCAAGAUGUUCUUUAUUCCAGUACCGUGAUGUCAUCUGUACGUGGCGCCGAUGACACGGGUGUCACAGUCGUCGUGGAGGCCGCAAACGGCAACAGGAAGCGGAUUAGAGCCCAGCGGCUUCUGAUCGCUAUCGAGCCUAGUACUGACAACAUGGCCCCCUUUGAUUUGGACGCGAGCGAGUCGGCCGUCUUCUCCAAGUUCCGACCCUCGAACGUCUACGUCGGCGCGGUGAGAAACCCGUCCCUGGUUGUGAAUCAGUCCUUGACCAACAUGCCGGCCGCCGCCGAGCCAUCAAACUGGACGGCACUUCCCCUUCCACCAUUCAACUCGCGGUUCGACUACUUCGGCUAG
Molecule: messenger RNA, 996 nt
Organism: Diaporthe citri
Lineage: Eukaryota; Fungi; Ascomycota; Sordariomycetes; Diaporthales; Diaporthaceae
Exons: 4
Coding region: 1-996 (331 amino acids)
Source: RefSeq, a predicted model, not a curated record